Messenger RNA from Myzus persicae (green peach aphid), 4745 nucleotides. RefSeq lists its product as uncharacterized. Bases 755 to 2254 code for a protein of 499 amino acids. Gene Ontology annotation, biological process: BMP signaling pathway; SMAD protein signal transduction. NCBI's taxonomy places the organism in Eukaryota, Metazoa, Arthropoda, Insecta, Hemiptera, Aphididae. The record is from RefSeq and is a predicted model, not a curated record. Gene Ontology annotation, cellular component: extracellular region. Gene Ontology annotation, molecular function: cytokine activity; growth factor activity. The transcript has 3 exons.
CGCUCUUGAGUUUAGGUGGUGGGAGGGGGUAAUAGAGAUUUUCUGGAGUGUCCCACCUGGCCACCUGGGAACACGCACGCACACGCACUCGAGUUGCAUUCUCUGUUGAUAUGUACGGCCGUUUACGAAACAAUAUAAUUAGGCGACCGGCGAGCAGUGACGACGACGAUACGUCAUCGUCGUCACACCGAAUCGUCACGAAACCUCAUCGCCGGUGAACGAGCAACGAUCGAGUGCGUGCAUGUCAGUGUGUGCGGACGCGUGUGCCUCGUGUCUAAUAAUAUUUAUUUAUUUAACUUUUCUUCUUUGCGGGCGCCGGUAGUGUAAAACGACUACUUUAGCCGCCGCCACAACAACAAUAAUAAUAAUAAUAGUGUAAUCGUACUUUGACGCCGCGGCGUAUAAAACGUGCGGUCCGUCGGUCGCACGCGUUCAGUCCGCAUUAACGACCGUGCACGGCGGUCGCGAGCAACCGACCACGCACACCGGAUCCUCCGCGUACGAAUAACGCACUCUCGCCGCCCGCGCACGCAGCUAUAGACAGCGUAUAGCCCCGGACCGCGGUCGCGUGCAUCACCAUCGCUUCCCGGACCGUGGUCGUAUACAAUAAUACGACCUCUUGCGCGCGAAACGCAAACACCGUCCGCAUCGAUUAUUAUUUUUGUACAUUUUGAGCUGAUCGUAUUCGCGGACGGACGGUACAUAUCAACGACGUGCUUACCGCGAUCUCCUCGUAACAUAAAAUUAUAAUAUUAUGAUGGGCAGCAGCGCCGACGUCUGGUGGUCGCACGUGCCGGUCGUCGGCCGCGCGGUCCGGUUCGCCGUGCUUUUGAUCGUUCUUCGGCUUGCCGAUUUCAUGACGGCGGUGACUUGCGCCGCGGCUGCCGACGACGACAGACACCAGCAACACCUUCAGCAGCAGCAGCACGUUCAUCUCACUGAACUGGGACGUAACAUAAUCAAAGGGCUGAAACUGGAAAAGUUACCGGACAUGACCAAGGUGGACAUCAGCAACGAUGAAUUCCAUUGCAAGUAUUUGGAAUAUUUCCGGCGAUUGUAUGAGGAUGAAUCAGAAUUUUACGAUCCCGACAAAAACGAUGAUGUAACAAUGGCAGCGGGUUAUGAUAAUGACGAUGACCACGACGUAUCCGCGAUACAAGUACGGGGCCGAGUGAAACACUUCGGCGGCGAUGACAGAGACGACGAAACUCCGCGGCUACUGACAGAUGAUGACGUUGAUGUGCUAACUACGACGAUUACGUUCCCGAUUGAUGAGACGAUGGUGAGCGGCAGCGGCGGCCGCGUGUCGGUCAUCAAAUCGGUGGCCCGAAUCUACGCGGACGCCCCUCAUGUACGGGUCCAAGUGUACGGCCGUCUCCUCAAGUCAGCCGGUGCUGUAUCGCGGGAAAACCCAUCCUUUGUCACCGAUCUCACGUGGCCGAGCGGCAGCGAUGGAAGGUGGAUAGACGUGGACGUCACACGCCUGUUACGGCCGCGGAAACGUCACCAUCGUGGUGAUGCGGUCGCCACGUUUCUGGAACUGUCGUUGCGGUAUUCGGCAACGGCGGCCGGAACGAUCCAUUUUGGAAACGAAACGGACAACGAUGACGGCCGACAUCCCGUUCUGCACGUUUUCAUGGACGGAGUAGUUGGAGACGGCGUGCGUUCUGCGACCGUGGCCGUCCGAUGCUCCGGCGAAGCGAAACGGAAUAAACGGGACGGCGGCGGGAGCCACGGUCGUGGUAAAAAACGUCGUCGGCCUGCCUCGUCCGGUCGUGUCCGGCGCACCGACUGCAAGGCCGAAACAUUGGUGGCUGCGGGGAACGAGAACGGGACCGAGCAUGGCGGAGGAGGGAACAAAUGUUGCCGGGAACAGAUGCGUGUCGUUUUCGCCGACAUUCCGGGAUUCGAUUUUAUCGUCGAGCCCAAGUGGUUCGAUGCGGGCCUUUGCCGGGGACGGUGCCCGGCUAAGUACAAUCCGGCCACCCGGCACGCAUUCAUUCAGAGCCUGUUGUGGAAACAGCACAACAACAAUCGUCGUGGAGGGGAGAAGCGGUCCCGGAGAAAGGUCCGCCACGGCGGUGGUAGCGCGGUGGCAGCCACGACAAGGGCCCCUCAGCCUCCGCCCAAACCGUGUUGCGCGCCCAGCAAACUCGACCGGCUGCAGAUCAUUCACGUCGACGAAAUGGAUCCGAGCUCGUUGAAGGUGACCACGUGGAAAGAAAUGGCCGUCGUGGAAUGUGCGUGUUCGUGAUAACCUGCGGGUUAAGUUUGACUCAAGUGCAGAAUGCACUCUCACCCCAUCUGACACCUACCCCUUCACCGAUUAUAGUAUUAUUUCAUUGUUGUGAAAUUGAGCAUGCUUAAACAUUAAUUAUCGUAUGCGAUGUAUGCAAUAUUGCAGUCCGGCUGGGAAUGGUUUUUUUUUUGUCUUCGUUAUUAUCGUUUAAUUAUAUUGUUGUUUGCGCGUUUCUUUAAGAGCGUGUGCCUUAUAAUAUACCUUUACUAUACUUGGUAAUUUAAUCAAUUAAUAAUGCUGCCCAAAUUUCAAAAUGAUUUUUUAUCACUCCGGUUUAAAGAUGAUAUAUUUCGGAUAACGAUCUUAAACGGCAAAACAUUAAUUACUUGGUACUUUUUAUUUAGAGCAUUUUUAUUUAUUUAUUUAUUUAUUUAUUUAUUUAUGUAGGUAGUAUUGUAUACUCAAUGCGGUUUUUCGGUAUCUCACAAAUAUUGAAAAAUGUCAAAGAUAAGGGUGGCCAUGCAUAAAUAAUGACUAAGAAACAGACCUGAAUCUUUAAAAUGUAUUAUAGCUCUAUAAUAGGUAAUAAGGAAAGAUUUGUUGAUCUCGGCGCCGCAGUCGCAUAGUGUUUAAGCAAUUUAACAAAUAUUACGUAGGUAUUAUGUAUGCGAUAUAUGCGCGUUCGAUGACGAAUCGCCAAGAUGUACGGGCCAAAAAUAUAUUAAACUAUUAUUAUUUAUUGUAUAAUAUGCUCAAAAUGAUCUAACGAAUUUUAUAUUGUUUACGAGUUUAAUAUAUUAUAUUAUAUAGUUUAUUACGCAUUAGUUACAUUUUCUAUUAUACAAAUAUAUAGCUAUUAAUUCCAAUGUUUAGACUUUAGACGAGUGUUCAUAAUAUAUAAUAAAAAAGUUUUGUUGGUUUUGUAUAAAUAGGUAGCGUAAGAAACCCGCAAGAGCCCAACUUGUGUUCAUAUAUUUUUGUAUAAUAUUUAUAAUCUCAGAAAAUUAAUACUUUAAAUUAUUACUAUUAUUAUAGUAAGUAUUUAUAAAAACGAAUCGCGGUCAAGUUCAAUGUCGCUUAAUUGAAAACAAUAACGCGGUCGUCUGUACUCCGUAACACCCGUUCGUUUAUUUAUGAAUUAUAGUUUGUAUUUUAUCUCUGAAGCUACUAUUUUAAAACGUUUAAGCGCUCUCUGUAGUUUUAAGCGUUAUUGCAAAUAUUCACAACUAAAAUAUUAUUUUUUUUAGCUCUCAUUAAGGUGUAGAUAAUUAAGCAUUAACUAUACUCUAUUUUGUAUAUGAUAUAUUUUAAUACUUUAAUAUAGAUACACCGUCGUCACUGUGCAUAACUGACGUAAAAUAUUAUAAAAUGAUUAAUUUUGAACUCCAAUAAUAUAAUAUGACUAGGUACCUAUAUGACAUUUAAAUAUGGUAUGAUGUAUUUUUAUUACCCACGUGGGCAAGAAGUUAUAUAGCGUAAUAUUCUUAAGCACGAGUUUAAUAUUAGCCUUAGCUCAUUAUUUUUAAUAUUUUUUGUACAAAACCACGAUCGGACGUAACGGCAUAUUAUAUUAGGUAUAUUAUAGUAUUAUCAUGAUUAAUGCGCUAUGUCCUCAAGGUGAAUCCCAUCCUAUUUUAAUCAUAUUAUAAUAUUUUAAUUUGUAUUCUAUAUAAUAUCACAUAGAUAUUAUAGUAUAAGCAUUUUUUGUUUUUUUUUUUUUUUGUAGUACUCGUGUUUAGCAAUAAGUAAUGUGUUUUUUUGCAGUACAUUGUUGUUUUGUAUUUUAUAUUUCAUUUAUAUUUUAUGUAUAUAUUUUUUUACUGUAUAUACCUACUCAGUACUCAUCGACUAAAUUAUAUCGCAUUAUAAUAUUAACGCAAUCAGAAAGUGUCAACACUUGAAACAAUUGUUAGCUAUUCUCUUUAGUAUUUACAAUCCUUUUAUCAAAUGUAUAAAAAAAUAAAUCUUAAAAUAAUUUUCCAAACGAUCACAUCCAACAUACAUUUUACAUUACGCGCGUUAUCACCUAUACAUAGAUACAUAAAAUGCAAUAUUUGUAUGCGUGAAAUAGUUUUGUUACCGGUUUCAUAUUUGGCUCCGAAUUUUACUGUUAACCACGGUUUUAUACUAUCUAAAUAAACAAUAAAUUGUCCAACCUUAUGUUAUUAAUUUAUAUAGACAAACGAUAGGUAACGCUAUAAGGAAUACGUGAUUAAAAUACUAUUACAUUUUAAGCAAUACCUAUAUUUUGACUGUGAUAUUUUUUACCUAUUAUUAAUGUUAUUAGUAGUUAAAAGUAUGUAGCUAAAAUAAAUAGCUAAAUGUAGUUUGAAUUAAAUUUUUCUGUUUUUUUUUUUUAAAUAAAUUAAUAAUAGUUAUUGUCAUAAUAACACGUGACAUUGCGAUUACCAUAAUAUUGUGUCAUCUGUGGUAAUGAGACGCCUGUAUAAUGCGUUUAAUAAUAUUAUAAUGAUUGUGAAAAGAAUAAAUGUCUUUGCGUUACGUU